This is a messenger RNA of Sphaerodactylus townsendi, 1341 nucleotides long. RefSeq names its product mitochondrial translation release factor in rescue (gene MTRFR). Gene Ontology annotation, cellular component: mitochondrion. The record is from RefSeq and is a predicted model, not a curated record. NCBI's taxonomy places the organism in Eukaryota, Metazoa, Chordata, Lepidosauria, Squamata, Sphaerodactylidae. Gene Ontology annotation, biological process: translational termination. The coding region runs from base 175 to 669 and encodes 164 amino acids. The transcript has 4 exons. Gene Ontology annotation, molecular function: translation release factor activity.
AUUGGCCGGUGGGCUGGUUACUCCCGCCCUCCCUUGGGAGGCAGGGGGCGCUCGUGCUUGGUUAGUAAACACGGGGGAACGCAUGCGCAAGGCGGUCCUCAGCGAGGCCUGGUGUUGUCCGAGGCGUUUCGACCAGAACCCGUUGGAGGACUGAGGCCUUGUCUCCAGUUUUCUAUGUCUCCUUCAAGUUUGCUGAACUUCACACAUUCAUUGAUUAAAUUAAGUGGUGUCCCUCAGGCACCAAGACUUCAGGGAAAGCACCGUUUCCUGUUGCCUCAGUGGUCUGGCCUUUUAGUCCUCACAGCAGAAAAGAAGAACUUUACAGACCUUCUGCUGCUAAAUGAAACUGACUUGGAAGAGCAGUUUGUGCGAGGCUCCGGACCCGGAGGCCAGGCGACAAAUAAGACGAGCAACUGUGUGGUCCUAAAGCACGUUCCUUCUGGGAUUGUAGUCAAGUGCCAUGAAACACGAUCGGUAGACCAGAACCGCAAGAGAGCCAGAGAAAUCCUGCAGGAGAAAGUGGAUGUCUUCUACAAAGGUGAAACCAGCGAGGUUAUUCAAGAGAAAAAGGAAUUGCAGAAGAAGAAGCAAGAAAAGAGGCGGAAGGCGAACGAGAAUCUUGAAAGGAAGAGGCGUUUGAAAGAAAUGAAAGCACUGGAGGACAAUUAAGGAGCAUUUAGGCUGAAAAUGAAGAAAAGGCACCCGUUUUGGUUGCUCAAGGCUGUUGGAGAUGUCUCUGUGUUUUUCUGGUCUGCAGACGUGGGUGGGCUGGACACCAGUACCCCUGCCAACACUCGACGGGGUCUUCACCCUGCAUUGUCAGAACUGGUUCCCUUUAUGGGACAGUUGAAACUUGCAAGCAGGCUUCUACCACACACCCCUCUUCAGGGUGGGCCAGAGCUUUUUAGCAGUCUUCGAGGUAGAGGUGGCCCACAAUCAGAACUAUGGGCAGUAACACACACACACCCCGUUUCUUGCAACUGCACACCUUGUAUCAGCUGACAAACGAGACGCAAGGCAUUGUCGCAGACACAGGGAGUCGUCCCAAGAAAGUCGUGGCUCAACUGCGAAUCAGGAAGCAACACAAGAGAUGAGCUGACAACCAUCAUCUCCCCAAGGACUUGCCGUUCAAUGAUGCCCCUGAUUUUCACUCAGCUGCUUCCAUUUCUGUGCCUCUGCUGCCCUCUGCUGGGACUUCAGUUCCACUGAAUUACUGACACACAAGAUGCUUUUGCGGGAUUGCAAGGCAGUACAAUAUUUGUCCUCACUUCUCAGUAAUACAAACUGGUAAUGAAAAUAAGCUUUAUUACAUCAAGUAAUAAAUACAUACAAAGAUGCAAA